Molecule: messenger RNA, 8518 nt
Organism: Cinara cedri
Lineage: Eukaryota; Metazoa; Arthropoda; Insecta; Hemiptera; Aphididae
Source: the annotation of a GenBank genome assembly
UAACGUAUCAAAAAGUUACUAUAAUACUUGCUUGAAAAAUAUUUAUGUAAACAAUGUACCUAUUAUAUUUUACUGAUUUAUUUUUUUUGGGAUAGCUGGCUUGGACAUACAUAUAAAAACAAGUGGCUAUUUGACUUGCUUAUAUGUGUUUGUCCCGUAUGAACCAGGCUUCGGUUAUAUAAUAUAUUAUAUAUUUAGGUAGGUACCUAAAACAAAUUUAAAUUAAAUUAUCCAGAAACUUUAAUUAUUGAUGAUAAAAAAAAUAUAUAUCUAAAAUACAGUUCGGCAGAAUUGUAGUUUUACAAAAAAAAAAAAAAGGAAAUUUUAACGUCACAGUUUACGAAACGAUCGAAUGUGUGUUGAGGGGAGUGGGCGUGGUCUCUGGGUGGCGUCCCUUUUGGAACGCCUAGCGUGCAAGUUCGCGUUUUUGCUACCGAUAAAUCGUGUCGGCUACGCAGUGUCCCGGCGCAGGCUGCUAGCAAACGAAUACGGACGCGGACUAUCCAUCACUAUAUAUCCGCUUUCGCCAGCAACAUCUACGCGUAGUAAGAGAUAUGGAUCACCAUCAUCACCAUCACCACUAUCAACUGCACCAUCACAAUGCCUCGCACCAUUAUCAUGCACCACCGUACACCAGAGACUAUUUUCUGUAUGAGUAUUCAUCCGGUUCCGAAUCAGACGGUACGAGUUCGCUGAACAGCGACUGCGAUUCCGGUAAUUGUGGUAAGCCACUAACGUGACUAUGUUGAAGUCUAUAGAACAUUGAAUUAAAAAAAAUUAUUUUAUGAGAAUAAGGGUGAUUAGUAUCAUGUUGUAUUAUAGCAUCAGUUUGUAUAUGUAUGAAUCAGUUUCACAUGGUUCUAAUCACCCUUAUUCUCAAAAAAUAUAAUUUUUCAAUUCAGUAUUCUAUAGGCUUGAACGUAUUCCAUUAAAUAAACAUAAUUAUAAACACGAGUUCAAUAUCAUCUAUAAUAUAGCCCAUAGAAAUAAUUUCAAUAAUUGAAAUUCAUAAAUGUAUUAAAGAAAAAAUAAUAUACAACUAGCCAAAUAAUGUUUCAACUAUUGUAGUAUGAAAUAUCAAAAUAUUAUGUCCAACGAAAUCGCUAAAAUUCUGAACAAUAAUACUAAUAAUGUAAAAAUCACUUUUAAGGCUAAUAAUAAUUAAAGCAAACAUAUAAACAAUAGAACUAAAACUUCACAAAAAAUCCCCCUUCUUUUGAAAAUGUUAGUAUAUAUAAACUUAAAAUAAAAUUUAAAAAGACUGCCCCUAAUUCAAAUUUCGCUAAACAUGUUUUAGAAAAUAACCAUAAUUUAAGCUUUGAUAUUAAUACAGACUUAGACAUAUUAAAUACCCAAAAUAACAUGUACAUUAAUUCAGUUUUUGAAGAUUUACACAUACACAAUGAAAUAAAGGAAAAUAGUUUUAAUAAUAUUUUAAAUGUUCAAACCGAUUUUAAAAAUAAUAUCUUAUAUCAAUACAUUUUAGACAACAAUAAUAACCAAAUAAUUUAUAUUUCUUAACAUAUCUAUGUCUAAUAUAUAAUAAUCCAUAUACUAUUAAAAUCAAUUAUUUCUAUGGAAAAUUACUAAUUUGUAUAAUUUUUUUUUCAUGUAUUCCUUCAUUUAAUUUUAGAUUCCAAGCUUAGCGAGAGAGCUAUUGGUUUUACUAAGAUGUAAACUUGUUUCGAUUUUUACGUGUAUCAACUUUUCUGAACGCUCAAGUUGUCUAGGUGGUGCUUUAUACAUGUCAUUUUUUGAUUUUCGUCGCCAUUUUUUAAAUAAAAAUAUUUAAGUGGCAAAAAAACGUAGGAAAACGGACAAUUUCACGAUUUCAUUAUUUUAUAAAAACAACGAUGACGUUUUCUACCAGAAAAAAUGAUUUUAACGAAAAAUCACAAGAUUUUUCUCAAGGCACCUUUUAUGUUGCCUUUUUGAUUUAAUUUAUCACGGUAUCAUCGUUAAAACUUUUGAGCUUUUAAAGAAUUAGAAUUUUUUUUUUGCUGUAAUUCGGUUAGAAAUACACGUAGAGACUUGAAACUCGGUGAUUAUACUUAUAUUGGACUUACCUAGAACUGGGAAAAAUUUCCAAAAUCAUUGGACGACUAUUUUUUUUUUAAUAAGCGUUUUAAAAUCAAAUUUAAACGAAAAUCGCAAAAAAAAAUUACGGCUCUUCAAAUUAUGUAUUACUGAAUUGCGCUCAGAAUCGUUUAUCGUCAAGCAAUUAUUUAUUGUUGCUUUCAGAUGUAAAUGAAAUAAUCCUAUGUAUCCUACCUUCUCAACUUCUCACCUACAACAGUGGCCGCUCCCAUCCCCAGUAUCAGCCCUUUUUUUCAACUUAGUCGGGUUUUAAAAUUUGACUGUAAUAUACCUGAUAUCAGGUAUACCUGAUGAUGAAUUUUUAAUUCGAAACCAGUCAUUUAAUACACUUGUCAUAAUAUUCCAGGCGACGCAUUUAUUUAUUGGUUCAUUUUUUAUUUGUACGUAUAAAUUUGUUAUUUGUAUAUUUAUUUAUGAGUGUUAACCAUUUUAGUAAUUUUGUUUUUACUUUAUUAUUUUAUUGUUUAUAAUAAACCUCCUGUCAAAUAUUCAAGCAUUUCUGUUAGGUCAAAUAAUUAUAUCUACAUAAUACCUGCCAAAAAAAGACUAAGUAAAAAAGUCGCAAAAUUAAAUAGCCUAUAAAUAGCUCAAAAAUUGCUCGAAUGUUUUUGAAAUUUUAUCCCGUUUAGAAAAAUAAAAUAUAAGUUUUUUAAAAUUUCAAGUCUUUAUUUUUACCUGAAUUACAACAAAAAAACAAAAUUGAAAAUAAUAAAAGCAUUAUUUUCGUAAAUUCACCCAUUCUUUCUCAGUUAUUUUUCAGUUUUGCUAAAUUAUUAAAAAUCUAUAAGGGAAAUCAAAAAUGACUUUCUUACUCACAAACUACAUUAAAAAUUCAAUAAUACAGAUCUCUUGUUUUUUUUAUAGGAGAAAUAUUUCUGGUAAAAUAUAUUGCGUGUAAAAAAUAGAAACAAUCGGUAACGCCGCGAUGCGCCGUAAAUUGUCGCAUUUUUCUUAUAAUUUUUUUUCCUGUUUUUCGGUCCCAACUAUUCUGAAAACCCCUCGAAAAAUCAAAAAAUGAGCUAUCUGUAAAACCAACUAGAUAAAAAUUCCUUGUAGUAAAUGUCUUACACUUGUAUUUGAAACAUCAGAGCAAGUUUUUUGUUUGAAAAGUUGUUUACAGACAGAAAAAAAACACACAUCAUAGUAAAACCGAUUAAUUCUUUGCUCCAGUCCAAUACCAAAAAUUGUAGUCGAAUUUGUACUUUUAUUUUUUUUUUUAGUCUGUUAAACCUAAAAAAUUACUGUCCUAAUGAAGUGAUGACACGAGAAGCGCUAAAAAAAUGCAUAUAUAAUGAUUGCACACUAUUACUCUUUGUCAUUUGCUGUCAGUUUAAACCCUGCAUUUAUAUUACAGUUAAAUUUGAUGGCCUCUUACAUCUUUUAAAACGAUAAUUGCACAACGUACAAUAAGAAAAUUUUAAAGGCAUAUGUACUUCAAAACACCGGAACAGAAAAAAAAAACAUUAAAAACGUUUUGUCGCGGUACCCCGAGAGAUAAAUACUGAUGUUCAUUACUAAGUUACAAUACUAAGUUCACAAUACUAUAGACGAACGCGAAUACGGAACAUCCAUAUAAUUUAAAAUUAUGUUGUGUGUUAACCGCAUUAGGCGUAGGCCGCAAGAAGAGUUCACGAUGUCACAGGCAAAAGACGCAACAGCGUCAGGCGGCCAACCUGCGUGAAAGACGACGCAUGCAGAGCAUCAACGAGGCGUUCGAGGGUCUUCGCGCGCACAUACCCACUUUGCCGUACGAGAAGCGCUUGUCCAAAGUGGACACCCUGAAGUUGGCCAUCGGUUACAUAAACUUCCUGUCCGAGCUGACCAGAGGCACGGGACCGAUCGGCAACGGCGUCACGUCGUUAAACGUGGCCAAACUAACUACGAUUGCCGGUCGCCUGCACAGGCCACCGGCCCAGGUCAAAGAACAGCCCAUCAAGAAGUUCAUUGUCAGAGGUAACGCUUGUUAAAUAGUACUAAAAUAACGCGUAUAAUUACAAUAUUUUAUAGUAGUGAUUAAAAUCAAACGGAGUUAAAAGCGUUUAUAUACUCGUAUAUUUAUCUUUUUCUUCAUACUUAUUUAUUUAUUUGUAUACUGUAUAUAGAUAUUCUGAGUGCAUCGAAGCAGCUAUUAUAUAGUUAUACUGAGAUGUGUUACUUUCUCGGAAAAAACUUUUUGGGUUAGUAUAAACGCUCCGAUUUGUACACGCCAUAAAAGAUGCAGACAUGUUCUACAUCCCUAACAGUUUUCUAUACAAUUUAAAAAAUUGACAGUUAUAAUGUCGAUACAUCGGUUUUAUUUUUAGUUCAAUUCAAGACAAAAAACAAGAUUAAUACUUAGAUUACUAAGACUAAUACCACUCUGCUCAGAAUUUUUUUUUGAUUUAUAAAUCAAACUACCCUAUAUGACCUACUUCUAAAACUUUCAAAUUUCAAAUUUAAUUUACAGGAUCAUAUCCGUGGUACUAAGUUCGUCAAGUUUUAUAUUAUUAUUUUAUACAGGUAUUAACUGUUAUUAUAAUUAUAUAUAUAUUAUACUGAGUUUAUAGAAAACGCUUUGACUGUAAAUAAACUAUAUAACAUCAGUUAGUUUAACAGCUAUCUAAUUUAAGCAAUUGGGGUGAGUUGGGAAGGUAGGAUGUAUAAAUUAUAGUGUAAUUUAAUCUAUAUUGUUUGUAAGCAACAAUAAAUUAUUGCCAACCAAAAUAAUUUUAUCGUAUUUCGGUUGCUUACCAAUAAACAUGAUUUUGUUCACAAGAUUUGAUCACUUUGUAAAACCAAUUAUUCCUCGUUUCGCUUAGAAUCUAAAAAAAUCCAUUUAGCCUAUGGUACUAUUAAAAUUAAAAGAAUUUAGAGAGCAAGCUGCCCUCUUAGCACCUAUCCUCUAUAAUUUCGUAAAAAAUGAAAUUAUUUAUACGUGUUUCAAUAUAAAUUCCAUUGUUUAGUAUACAUAAUAAAAAUAAAUACAUACAUUUUUAUAUAUUUGAAUGCAAUUUUGGCCUUUAACUGUUAAUAAAAUCCACUCCCAAUUAAUAUAAAUUACUAGGUACCUAUUGUUAUUUAUUUUGUUGUUUUAUAUUGAAAUCUAUUGAAAUUUGUUUUAAAAAAUGUAUUAUCGACUGCUACAGUUAAUAACUGUAUUAAUAAAUUAUAUAAUAUAAAAUAUUGCACAUGUAUUACUGCAUAAUAUAUAUACCUACACAAUUUAUACCAAACUAUUAUUUAAUUUAAAUUUAAAACAGAUGGUAUUUUGCAGAUGUUAUCUUUCGAAUUUUCAGAUUCUAUGCUCUGGAACAUAGGAGUAAUUAAGAAGAUAACAAGAAUAUAAUUUUGCAGGUAUCCUUAAUAAUAUACCUAUAUACAAUUAUUCGUAUUUAUUUAUGAACUCCUAAAAAUAAAAACAAAUAAAAAUACUGAUUUAAAAUGUAACUAUUCUUGACGAAAAAGUAUCUGUAUUUGAUAGAAACAUAACUAUUUUACAUUAUAAAAUAUUAUAAAUCAAAUCAAAACGUUUUAAAUAUUUGAAUCUUCUCUUUGUUAUGUAAUAACAAAAUACAAUUGAACAGGUAUAAUGCCUAAACAUUAGUAGGUCAGUUGUAGUAUCCAUGAAGCAGCUAUUUCUACUUCAUAACCAAAUUAGGUGAGUUGGUGUAGCUCUGUAUCAUAAAAUUUGAUAAUGAAAAUUGUAUAGCAGAGACAUAUAUAUACGAGGGGGGUAUCAGAGGUAUACAACUUAUAUAAUAUUAAUUAGCUUAGUAUGAUUUAGGUGGAUUUUGCCGUCUAAAAUUGUAUAAGUUCAUCUCCCCCCAAGAAAAACAAGUCGUGUUACGUUACUGAGUACAAGAAAAUUUAUAGUAAUACCUUAGUUAUAACUCUUGAUUCUUCUGUGCUAGGGUUGUGUGAGACUUUUUGAUAUUUUAAUGAAACUUCUUCAUAAAUAAUGGGUACUUAUAUUAAUGAUAUUAAAAUGUACCUAUUAUUUUUUUGAACCACAUUUUCCAAAUAGUUUACGUGAACAUAAUUUAGUACUUGACAUAUUCUAUAUUUUACACUCGUAUUGUUCUGUCAAUAAAUUUACUUAUGUUGGACUUAUAAUCAAGCCCAGGUUAACAAUAUCGUAGGCCCUAGGCACUAAUAAGGAAAAAAAUGUCAACAGUAAAUUGUUAGAUUAGCCACUAAUAAAAAAGAAAAAUAGUCAUUAACAAUUUUUUUCGUAGGUCCUAGGUUGGGGCUAACUUUUAUAACUUUUUAUAUGAUAACAAUUUUAACAAACCCAAAAUAAUUCAUUUUACUCCAAAAUAUAUAAAAUUAAAUUGUUAAAAACUAUAAAAAAUAACUUUUAUUAUAUCAUCUUGCAUAUUUCUUUAUCCUUCCCCACCAGUGGUGGCUCGAAGUAUUUUUACCUUGAAUCGCCGAAUUAAUUUUCCACUCACCCACCCAUCCCAACCCGAAAUACCCUCACCCUAACACAUAAAAUUUCCGCUACCUAAAAUUUGUUUAAUAACUUUUAUUUUAUAAAAACUUAAUAUUUUUUGUUAUAUUUCUGAUUACCCAAGCACCUACAACCCACCCACCCAUUUUUUUUUUUUGUGAAUAUUAACUUAUAAUAAUAAUAAUAAUAUAUAAAAUAUUACAAAAAAAUCGUGGCCACACAUUUUCGUAAGCCCUAGGCACAAUGCCUAUGCACUAAUACGGCCCUGGUUAUGACGUAUAAUAAAAUGUAUAGUAAAAUUGUAUUAUUAAAUUAAAUUUAUUUGAUUUUAUUUGCAAAAUUAUUUUUAAAAAAAAAAUAACAAUUUGCAUACAAUAUAAUAUAUAUUAUAUUAUUUUCAAUACGUAUAUUUAUGUAUAAAUUGUUUGUUAAAAGUUCUAUAUUAUCAAUGUUUUAUAACAUAGAUAAUCGAAAAAUGUGUAAUUAUAUAAUAUGUGGUAAUUGAAAAGUUUUACAAUGAUUUUUAUUUUUUUUCUGUGAAUAACUUUUCUACCAGUAAUUUUGGUUCUAUUUUCCAUAGCACUUUUUCUGAAAGAAAAUCUUACUGGGAUGGUACUUUAAGAAGGUCAUUUUUUUAUUUUCUUAGCUGUUUUCAUAAUAAACGGAAAAACUUUAGAAAAACAGGAAAAUUGACGAAAUAUAUUAUGUUUCGUUUGUUUAUUUUUUGUUUUUUUUCAGCUAAAAAUAUUUGUAGAGACUUGAAGAUUGGACAGAAAACUUAUAUUUGCCAUUUAUAGACGUGGUUAAAUUUGUAUAACAUUGUAGCCAUUUUUAAACUAUUUAUAAACAUUUUAAUUUUACGAGGUUUUUUACGUAAUUUUUGUUCGGUAGGUACUCUGUGGAUAAAAUGUUUAAACCAAACAGAAAUGUUCGAAAAUUUAACAGGAGGUUCAUUUAAGUUGCUUAUUAUAAGAUAUGUAAAUUGUAUUAUAUGUCUCGUAUAAAAUGAUAGAAUAUCGUUUGUAUACACAAAAUAAACAAAUAGUUGAUAAUAACUAGAUAAUUUUGUAUCUUGUAUAUUUAGAUAUUCCUACAGGCUACAUUACAAAAAAUACCGAAUGAUUUUCUGAAAAAUGUUCCUAUUGAUAAAACAAUAAAAAAGUAGCGUAGGUACCUAUAAUAAUUAUUAAAAAUGGUCAUUAUUGUGCGACGAUCCAAGAUCAUUUACAAAUUCUCGAUCUUAAUAUUUCUCUUCUUAAAUUGGAAAUAUUGGAACCUUUUGAUUUUAAUUAUAAUUUAAUGAUUCGAAAUAGUUUAUAACAAAAUAACAAAUAUUUGUUAUAGUUACAUUAAAAUCUUUGAUUCCAGGUGCUUUCGGAACUCCAUAUUCAUUGCAUUCGUUAUCUUGGUCAAGAACAAAAGAAAAUUGCCCAAAUAGUGCAGGAGUUAUGAGAGCAAAAUUAUGGAGACCUGAAGUGGGAUCACCACGUAACUCUGGGUCUACUUCAACCUCAACGUGUUCGACAUCAUCAAGUAAAACAACAUAAAAGUGUAUACGAUUAAUUAAAAUAAUCGUUCGGUUGUUUUAACUUAUAGCCAAGUCAUUUUAUUUUUCUUUCAUUGUAAAUUUAAUAGAAUAAUUUCGUGUGUUUAACAGUGUAUAUUUUUAAUCGUGCUGUGUCAUAACUAUCUUGCAGUUACACUUUAUUAGCUACGUAUAUCUUUAUUAACUAGGUUAAAAAAAAAUGUAAUUAUUCAAAGAUUUUUGUUUUUGUUAAUAAAAAUACCUAAUGUAAUCUAUAUAUCAAAUCAAAUUAAGUAUUAAAAUGCAUCUAUAUAUUUUAAUAGGUAAAUAUUAUAGGAACCUGUAUUAAAUGAUGUAUUAACUUGUAUUAUAUAUUCAUUCCUACAGUCAUAAAAAAACAGAGGUUACCUAUACUAUAAGCAGGAUACACCGGAUGAUUAACAUAAUGUAAGAUACUCAUUAUCUUG